Hyla sarda is the source of this 2789-nucleotide messenger RNA. RefSeq names its product tribbles pseudokinase 1 (gene TRIB1). Gene Ontology annotation, cellular component: nucleus. NCBI's taxonomy places the organism in Eukaryota, Metazoa, Chordata, Amphibia, Anura, Hylidae. Gene Ontology annotation, molecular function: protein kinase activity; mitogen-activated protein kinase kinase binding; ATP binding. Gene Ontology annotation, biological process: protein phosphorylation; positive regulation of proteasomal ubiquitin-dependent protein catabolic process; regulation of MAP kinase activity. The record is from RefSeq and is a predicted model, not a curated record. The transcript has 3 exons. The coding region runs from base 205 to 1269 and encodes 354 amino acids.
AUAGUCAGUGUGAUCCUGAAGCAGAUGCAGUCAGGAGCUCACCCAGGCUGCACAGCCCAUAGGAAAGACUGUGCAGGGAGCUGCAGGACCCUGGAUGCCUAGAGUGCGCCCCUUGCUGCUGCCCUCCUCGGCUUGGACCUUUGCCCUCUUGCUGGAUGCUUACUUCUGGUUCUUCUUAGGGCUCUUUGUUCUUUUGCAUCACUCAUGAUUGCCAACGUGCAGAGGCAGAGCCGGCUGGGGGCCCCCCGACUGGGCACCUGCAGGGCGCCCCCCAAAAGGCUGGAGAGCGAUGAGCCACCUGCCAAGUGCGCCCGGCUCAGUGAGUCCCCCCCGGACAGUGGACUGCUGCCCUCCCCGGGCUCCCCCCAGCCCCCAUCCCUGCACAGCGCUUCACCCCAACACCAAGGACCUACCUGUAUAGGGAACUACCUGCUGCUACCUGCUGGGGACCGGGAGAACGUGUCCAGAGCCCUCAACCUGCACACUGGAGAAGAGCUGCAGUGCAAGGUGUUCCCCUUAACGCACUACCAGAAAAAGAUCCAGCCUUACAUCCAUCUGCCCUGGCACCGGCACAUCACCGGCAUCGUGGAGAUCAUCCAAGGCGAGAGCAAGGCCUACGUCUUCUUUGAGAAGGAAUUCGGGGACAUGCACUCGUACGUGAGGAGCUGCAAGAGGCUGGGCGAGGAGGAGGCGGCCAAGUUGUUCAAGCAGAUCAUCGGCGCCGUGUCCCACUGCCACCGCUCGUCCAUCGUCCUGGGGGACCUCAAGCUUAGGAAGUUCGUCUUCUCCGACAAAGAAAGGAACCAGCUCAGACUGGAAAGCUUGGAGGACGCUCACAUCAUAAAAGGGGAGGACGACGCUCUGUCGGACAAACACGGCUGCCCGGCCUACGUGAGUCCGGAGAUCCUGAACACCACGGGGUCCUAUUCGGGGAGAUCGGCCGACGUUUGGAGCUUGGGGGUCAUGCUCUUCACUCUGCUGGUGGGACGCUACCCUUUCCACGACUCGGACCCUAGUUCCCUCUUUUCAAAAAUUCGACGCGGACAGUUCUGCAUCCCGGACCACGUAUCUCCGAAAGCCAGGUGCCUUAUACGAAGCCUUUUGAGGAAGGAACCUUCAGAAAGACUCACGGCGGAUGAGAUUUUAUUACAUCCAUGGUUCGAGGCGGCCAUGCACCCCAGUUUAGCGGACCAGGCACCGAGUAACAACGACCAACUAGUACCGGAUGUCCCACAGAACUGUGAUGACCUGGACUCCUUCUUCUGCUAGCCCGUCCCGUCUUGUGGACCACAUUAGCAUCCUACCCGGGACUGGUUAUAAACUUUAAAGCCCAUGAAGUCAACGGCUUGGAUGACCAUCUUGUAUUUUUAACCCCUUAGAUAAAUGCCCUUCUGACUUUGCCAACAAAUAUCCUAUUGUAAGAGCUCUCGUCUUGGGUUAAAGUUGGUGCCACACCUUUGCGGGGUGUUUUUUUUUUAGUUGGCGGACCCAUCACCUACACAAUAGAGGCAGCCAUUCUUACGGUCCGAACUUUACACACUGGCGAAUUGGUGACUUGUAUAAUGGUACGGGUCAAAAAAACAAACAAUAUGGCUACCUUUAGAGGCGUAGGUGGUUGACCCUUCUCUAGGUUGGACCUGAUGGUCUUGAAGUACCCACCUGACUCUUGCAAAGCAUCUUAUUGUGCUUUAAAAAAAACUCUAGUGAAUUUUAGUCCAUAUUUUUUUCAAACCUCGGUGCCAAUCACUUAAAGAAAUUUUUGAAAAAAAUUUGGGAUUUUUUGUUUUGUUUCAGCCAGUGAAGUGCAUUGUGGGAAAUCACUGUUUUUUUAUUUUUUUUAUUAUUAUUAUUAUUAUUUUUUUUUUUAUAGUUUCUUUGUGAUUAUUUUCCCCUCUAUUAUAUCUGACACACUGGUAAGGUCUCGUGAUGGGACGUAAAUAUAUUUUUUUGGGGGGAAAAAAAUUUAAAUUCAUACAUUAUGGUCAAAAAAAUGAAUAAAUCUACAGGUGUCCUAGCGGAUGUUCACUAUGGUGGAAAAAAAAAAAUAGUGAAAAUCGACACAUAUACCUCAUUAGUUCUGGCCUCGGCGCCGCGCAUUUCACGACUUCAGUAAUGAAUAAGUUAUAUGAUAAGUUAGAUUUCUUGUAAAUAUCUUCAUGGUGACUAUACCGUCUUUUUAUAUAUAUAUAUAUAUAUAUAUAUAUAUAUAUAUAUAUAUGUAUAUGUAUAUGUAUAGACCUGACGUGGAUACUUUGGCAUUGAACUGUAUUCAAAGUAGUAUGCCGAUGUAGCAGAGCCGAAGUCGUCAUUCAAGUUUUUUGGGCCCGUGUCAUCAUCCUUCUUUGCGUUGGGAUGAUUCGGCGGGUUUUCCAUGCAGUCCUGUGGACGAACACCAUUAUGAUCACGAUUGUGACAAACUCGGCUCUGCUACAUCCCUGUUUAAGUAUAUAGUGCCUAGAACCGUGCGAUGUAACUCAUAUCAAUUGGUUAUUAUGUCUUACAGUCUCUGGGUUCACCUUGCUCUACAACAGAUGUCUCCAAAUUUUGGACCGCCGGCUGUUGCAAAACUACAACUCCCAGCAUGCCCGGACAGCCUUCGGCUGUCCGGGCAUGCUGGGAGUUGUAGUUUUGCAACAGCGGGAGGUCCACACUUUGCUCUAUAGAGAUCUGCAAUAGGAUGGUGCUUGACAACCUGUCACGGUGCAUGGCAGGCCCAAAAAAUAAAUAAAAAUAUAUGUAUGUAUAUAUAUAUAUUUAUGUAUAUGUAUGUGUAUAUAUAUAUAUAUAUA